Babjeviella inositovora NRRL Y-12698 is the source of this 720-nucleotide messenger RNA. RefSeq names its product ferric reductase-like transmembrane domain-containing protein. Gene Ontology annotation, molecular function: ferric-chelate reductase activity. The transcript has a single exon. NCBI's taxonomy places the organism in Eukaryota, Fungi, Ascomycota, Pichiomycetes, Serinales. The record is from RefSeq and is a predicted model, not a curated record. The annotation marks the transcript as partial. Gene Ontology annotation, cellular component: plasma membrane. Gene Ontology annotation, biological process: intracellular iron ion homeostasis; copper ion import; iron ion transport.
AUGUAUUCCACGAACAAGAACGCGCCGCUCAAGCUCUUUGGUCUUCCUCACGGAUUCGUUCCUACCCGAGCCGAAUCGUUGAUUAUUUUUCUGCUAUGGGUAUACAUGAUUUUAGGGAGCAGUAUUGGGUUCCAUCAUGUUAGCGGUAAUCCUAUCUGGAGUAAGACCCUGACUGAAAUAGGACGACUCGUUGCUGAUCGAACGGGUGUGUUGGCACUCUUUGCGUAUCCUACGUUGAUCUUGUUUGCGUCAAGAAACAACAUCUUGAUGUUUUUAACCCGGUGGGAUUACACCAGAUUCAAUACCUUCCACAGACACAUGGCCCGUAUCUUUCUUGCAUUGGUUAUUGCCCACGGUAUUUCCCAGACCUUUGGCACGUAUGGAGUUCGAUCGAACAAGUACAUGACCGGACUACAAGCGGGCUACUUCACGUGGGGUGUUAUUGCGGCAAUUGUUGUAGGGGCAAUCAUAGGCCAAUCUAUACUUGUCGUGAGAAGAAACUUCUAUGAGGCCUUCAUGCUAGUUCACAUUGUGCUUGCAAUUGCCGUUUUGAUUUGUGUCCAUUACCACAUCAACUCCUUUGGUUAUCAGGGGUUUACCUGGGCCAUCAUUGGUGUUUGGGGGUUGGACAGGGUGAUCAGAUUGAUUCGUAUGUUCAGCUUUGGCAUAAAGGAAGCGAGCGUUACAUUGGUUGCCGGCGAAACCUUGAAGGUAACGGUA